UCUGAACGUUGAAAGGGGGAGCAUGUAGGUCUCCACUUUUCCAAGCCUCGGUAAGGUUAGGUGUCGUUGUUCCAUCUCCACUGAUUAGCCGCCCACAGCAUCCAUCGUCUUAAUUUCUCCCCUCCCGGGCGUCCUCCCGUCAACGGCCAUGGAAGUGGCAUCUCCCUCCGAUCGAGAUCCGCAGGCAGGGCUGCACCCCUCCGCCGGCUCCAGCUCCAGCUCCAACCCCAUCUCCAGCAGAGACAGUAACAUGGCUAGAAAGUUACAAAAUGCAGCAUGUCUAACUAUGCGAGUACUACAACAAAUCACAGAUAAUUUCUCCGAGAAGCGAAAAAUUGGUCAAGGCGCAUAUGGAACAGUUUACAAGGGGGUGCAUGCCAGUGGGGAAGAGAUAGCUGUAAAGCUGCUCCAUAAUAACCUGCAAGGAACUGACGACGAGCAAUUCAAACGUGAGUUUGAAAACCUUAUGAGGCUUGAUCAUCACAACAUUGUACAGUUAGUUGGCUAUUGCUACGAAACACAUCAUAAACCUAUGCUGCAUAAUGAAGAAACCAUUUACGCUGAAGAAACAAACAGAGUGCUCUGUUUUGAGUAUAUGCGAAAUGGGAGCCUUCAAAAGCAUAUUUUUGAGGAAUGUGAUGGACUUGACUGGCACACACGUUAUGAAAUUAUCAAAGGGACAUGUGAGGGCUUAAAAUACCUUCAUGAAGGAUUCAAAGAACCAAUUUACCAUAUGGACUUAAAACCUGACAAUAUACUGCUAGAUAAGAAUAUGAUGCCAAAACUAGCAGAUUUUGGCUUGUCUAAGCUCUACGAUGGAGAACAAUCGAUGAUCACUCAAAGUCUUGCGGGAACAAUGCUGCUUGUCUUCAUUCUGAAUCGUGUUCCUCCAGAAUAUUUGUUUGAACACGUAGUCUCGAAAAAGCUGGACAUAUUCAGUCUGGGUGUUGUAGUGACAAAGAUAAUUACGGGACCUAGAGGCCCCACCAGAAGGGCUGAAAUGACACACCAAGAGUUUACUAAUCAAGUACAUGUAAACUGGAGGAAGAGGUUGCAGGAAACAUGGCAUGCUUCCCGACAACUAGAAGCUUAUUGCAACCAAGUGAAAAUAUGCAUUCAAAUAGCAUUGACAUGCAUGGAGAAUGAUAGGCACAAAAGGCCUACUAUAGUGGAUAUCAUACAUAAACUGAACCAGACUGAAAUUGUGAUCAAAGAGCUCAAAAAUGAUCAGGCUUACAGAUGGACAAGCAACAAUAUUAUCAGGGAUGUUGUAGCGCAAGGAAGUGAUCAACGUGAUUAUCAUGCUGUACAUGAUGAAAACCCAUCACUCAUGGGCCCUCUUAGGAGCAUAUCAGAAAACAUAGAGCGGGUUGAGAAUGAAUACUCAGAUGAAGAGGACGACCCGCUGCCAGGCGUGGAAGGGCUAAGAAUCACCGGUGAAGCUUUUCCUGGAGGAGAACUUCAAGUGAGUGGGUAUUCCAUCAACGGGACCACAAGCUGCAAAUUUGAGUGGGUACGCCAUUUGGAAGAUGGAUCGCAGAAGUUCAUAGAAGGUGCACGGCAGCCCAUAUAUCUAGUUACCGCGGAUGAUGUGGACACUAUACUAGCCGUUGAGGUCCAGCCACUAGAUGACCGAGAAAGAAAGGGGGGCAUCGUUAAGGUUUAUGCUAAUGAGGAAAGAAAAAUUCCUUGCGAUCCUGAAACAAAGGAGCUUAUCAAGCAAACCCUUUCAGUUGGCCAUGUGUCUUAUGAAGUCCUUCUGCCGGCGGUUCCGGUCUUAGAAACGUGGGAACCUGCUGUAUUGGCAGUAACGAGGAAAGGUUACAGCAUUAAGUGCAACGGACAGCGUGGUGUUGUUGCUACAGAGACAUUCCAGCAAUACAUGGCUAUCAGUAUCCCAUGUGGGCGUCCUACUGAAUUUUCACUUCAGUCUGCUGAUGGUGAUGAGUAUAGUCUCAAGCCUGCAGAAAAUUCCCAAUCACGAGAUACUAUUGUUCUAAUACUGAGGGCGUUCAGGAUGCAGGUACAUGAUGAAAUGAAAUGCAGGCUAUUGAGAAGAUUAGAGCGAAGAUUGGGCGCCUCCAAGUUGGAGUAGAGUAGAGUAGAAGGUUGGGGUUGCCUAAAGAUAUUUAAGUUUGGCUUGUGAUUCUUGUGUGCAGAAUGAAAGCACAAGCUUUGGUUUCCUGCA
Messenger RNA from Triticum aestivum (bread wheat), 2188 nucleotides. Its product is annotated as receptor-like cytoplasmic kinase 185. Gene Ontology annotation, cellular component: plasma membrane. The transcript has 15 exons. Gene Ontology annotation, biological process: protein phosphorylation. The record is from RefSeq and is a predicted model, not a curated record. The coding region runs from base 149 to 2095 and encodes 648 amino acids. Gene Ontology annotation, molecular function: ATP binding; protein kinase activity. Lineage: Eukaryota; Viridiplantae; Streptophyta; Magnoliopsida; Poales; Poaceae.